AUGAAUUUAGAAUUACUUAAAGGUAUUCAGUUUCAAAUGUUAAAAUCUGAUGAUAAUUGUUCAAAUCGAAUACCAGCUCAUGCUAUUCGAUUUGCUCCAUUAGAACAUUUACUUGAUGUUAUUGAUGGAAGUGAAAUUCAAACAUUUAGUGAUAAUAUGCAACGUUACAGUGAUAUUCUUCUUGCUACAAUGACUGCACGUGCACGUCUUUCAUCAAGUGUAGCUAAAUAUGAAAAUCUUGUUUCUAUUCCAAUGCCUAAUUGGGCUGGUAUUGGAGCUAUUCGUUACAUACCAAAUGAUAUUAAUAUAAAUGAACAGUCUAAUGUAUCAUCAUAUGAUAUAAAUACAAUUCAAGCUGAAUUAGCAAGAAAAUUACAAGCAAAUGAUUCAGCAUUUUCAUUAGGUGGUGGUACAAAUGAACAUGAUUCAAUGUUUUAUUUACGUUUAGGAAUGAUUAGAAAAUGUGAUGAUCUUGAUGUAUUAUUACAAAAAAUAUCUGAUAAUGGUAAAGAAACAGAAACAUCAUUAAAAUAUGUUGAAGAUAUGGCAGAAAAAAUUAAAGUGGGUAUAGAAAAAGUUCAAAAAGAUUUACAAAAUGAAAAUCAACAAAUACUUGCACAAGAAGGCCUUUUAAGACAAUUACCAGUUAUUUCAAAUAUCAUGUCAUGGUGGAGUCCAUCUCCAACAACAUCACCGUUAGCUAUGAAAGGUCGAUCAUUUGAUUUAAAUUCUGGUCGUAUUGAAUCUACUGAAGAUACAUAUGUUUAUCGCAUGCAAAUUGACAAACAAUCUCCUCAUGCACUUACACAUAAUGACGGUGAAACAGUUACACUUUCAACAAGUACUGAUCUUGCAACAAAUUCUACUGAUAAUAUUGCUGAACAACAGCAAACCCAAUAA
Messenger RNA from Rotaria sordida, 900 nucleotides. The record is from the annotation of a GenBank genome assembly. NCBI's taxonomy places the organism in Eukaryota, Metazoa, Rotifera, Eurotatoria, Philodinida, Philodinidae.